AUAAUAAUAUUGUUAAUUUUAACCAAAAAGAUUUUUGAUAUCCGAUGAAAAUGAAUAAUUGGAAGCUGAGAAUAACGGCCUAUUUCAAUUUUUUUUUCUCCCAAAAUAAUAAUAUAUAAACAGUCAUAAAUUUAUUCCUUCUCUUCCGAUCAAAUUUGCUGCUAUGAAAUCCCUUGCCUCCGCUCGCCGCCUCUCCGCCGCCGCCUUCCCUGCGGCACUUCCCAUCCCCUUCCAUUCGAUCCCCGACUCGCGAGGCCGCGACCACGACUUCAUCUCCGUCGCCCACAGCCAUCUCCUUCAUGGCGAUUGGGAGGCGCUAAACGCGCUAGCGCCUUCCCUCACACCCUUCCGCACCACCCACAUCCUCCUCCGCCUUCGCCACGAUCCAAUCCUCUCCCUCGAGUUCUACCGCUGGAGCCUCACCCACGGCCCCCCCGCGGCCCACUCCCUCGACACCCACGCCAUCGUGCUCCACAUCGUCACCAAAUCCUGCCGCUACACCGUCGCGGACCGGAUCUUCCGGCAAAACGUGGUCCCUCGCACCCAGAACUCCACCUCCGAGCUCUUCGACGCCGUGCUCCGCACCUACCGCUUAUGCGACUCGUCUCCCGCCGUCUUCGACUCCAUGUUCAAGUCCUACUCCCACGAGAGGAAGCUCAGGAAAGCCAGCGAGACCUUCCGGCUGAUGCGGGACUACGGAUUCUCCCCCAAACUCAAAUCGUGCAACGCCUUCUUGAGCUCUCUGCUCGAUCGGGGCCGGGCUGACGUCGCGGUGGCCUUCCAUCGGGAGAUGCAGCGGUGCCGGAUCUCGCCCAACGUCUAUACCCUAAACAUGGUGAUAUCCGCCCUUUGCAAAUUGGGGAAAUCGGAGCAAGCUAUCUGCUUACUCGAGAGGAUGGAAGCGAUCGGGUGCAGUCCCACCGUCGUCUCAUUCAAUACCUUGAUCGACGCUCACUGUAAGAAAGGGAUCACAGAUCUUGCCUCGAAGCUGAAGAACACGAUGAUCAGCAAAGGCUUGCGGCCGACUGAGGUAACCUACAACACUCUCAUCCAUGGGUUCUGCAAGGAAGGUAAAAUGCGCGAGGCUUACAGAUGUUUUCGAGAGAUGAAAGCCGCCCAGUUGAAGCCGAACACGAUCACCUACAACACCCUGAUAAACGGUUACAGUGGAGUCGAUGAUAUAGAGAAGGGAUCGAGGCUGUAUGAGGAGAUGGUGACCAACGGGAUCGAGGUCGAUCUCGUCACCUACAAUGCUCUGAUAAAGGGCCUCUGCAAUGUCGGGGAAACGAAGAAGGCUGCUUGUUUGGUGAAGGAGCUCAAUGGCAAGAAUCUCGCCCCCAAUGGCAUGACCUAUGCUGCCCUCAUCGCUGGGCAAUGCAGGAGGAAGAACUCCGAGCGGGCGCUCGAGCUUUACAAGGCCAUGAACAGGAGGGGAUUCACACCGGACGGCGAUACGUUCGAGCUCUUGAUAUCGACCUUUUGUGAGAACGAUGAUUUCGAAGGCGCGGCUGAAGUGUUGAAGGAGAUGGCAAGGAGGCGCAUGGCGCUUGAUGAGGCAUUGCUCGCUAGACUUCUCGAAGGGAUUUCUGCUUCCGGAAAGACUCGUCUGGCUUCUGAAUUGCAGUCGAUUCUUGUCGGGACAAGGCUCGUUCCUGAAGAAACAAUUUGUAAAGCUGGUUCCUAAAUUCCUCUGCACAUUAAAUUUA
This is a messenger RNA of Zingiber officinale, 1706 nucleotides long. Its product is annotated as pentatricopeptide repeat-containing protein At4g26680, mitochondrial-like. NCBI's taxonomy places the organism in Eukaryota, Viridiplantae, Streptophyta, Magnoliopsida, Zingiberales, Zingiberaceae. Gene Ontology annotation, molecular function: protein binding. The transcript has a single exon. Bases 164 to 1684 code for a protein of 506 amino acids. The record is from RefSeq and is a predicted model, not a curated record.